Molecule: messenger RNA, 1014 nt
Organism: Hippocampus zosterae (dwarf seahorse)
Lineage: Eukaryota; Metazoa; Chordata; Actinopteri; Syngnathiformes; Syngnathidae
Product: phenazine biosynthesis-like domain-containing protein 1
Exons: 10
Coding region: 75-938 (287 amino acids)
Biological process (GO): biosynthetic process
Cellular component (GO): cytoplasm
Molecular function (GO): isomerase activity
Source: RefSeq, a predicted model, not a curated record
UGGCAAGCCUGACUUGUGAGACCAAACUGCCUGGGUCAAAGUCCCAAAACUGCUCUGUAUUUUGCACAUUCACAAUGGAGAUUCCUAUUUUUAUCGUGGAUGCCUUUACUAAUUUACCAUUUAAGGGGAACCCAGCAGCUGUUUGUCUUUUAAAACAUGAGCUGCUCGAUGAAUUGUAUCAGAAGAUAGCAGCGGAAAUGAACUUAUCGGAAACUGUCUUCAUCACCACGGUCAAGCCUUCUGAGGAUUUCACAAAGGACUCAAGGUUCCGCCUCCGUUGGUUCACACCGACCACAGAGGUCAACCUGUGCGGUCAUGCCACUCUGGCCUCUGCCGCUGUGCUCUUCAAACACAAGCAAAAUGUGAAUUCUGCUGUGGUAUUUGAAACCAGGAGUGGAGAUCUGUCUGUUGGACAGGAGGGUGAGGAUUUAGUGAUGGAUUUUCCCCUCAACGCACCCACCAAGAAGGCUCCUGAGCAUUUUAGAGACCUUAUCAAGGCCUCAGUAGGAGAUUACCCAGUCCAGGACGUUUAUCUGUGUUCCAACACUAAGAAACUACUGCUGCGACUGGCGGACACCUGUGACAGGUCAGUCCUUAGCAGUCUCAAAGUCAACCCUGAAGCCCUACGAAGCAGCGACCAGAGCGGACGAGUCAAAGGCCUGAUAAUCACCGUGAAAGGAUCUCCAAAUUGCCAGCCAGGAUAUGAUUUCUACUCCAGAUAUUUUGCCCCCUGGAACGGAAUUCCGGAGGAUCCUGUCACAGGUUCUGCACACACAGUCCUGGCUAGCUACUGGUCUAAAGAACUGGGAAAGAAGAAAAUGCUUGCAUUCCAGUGUUCCAAGCGAGGUGGAGAGCUGCAGCUCGAGGUGAGAGAAGACGGAAGGCUCAAUAUAAUGGGGAAGAGCGUCACCGUGCUGCAGGGAACGAUCACACUGUAGACACCUGCAGAAAAGAGCGCCUUAACUCCUAAGGCACGAUUAUUGUAUUGUGGUUUACAAUACAAGGUUUAUACAC